Messenger RNA from Rhizophagus irregularis DAOM 181602=DAOM 197198, 1667 nucleotides. The record is from RefSeq and is a predicted model, not a curated record. Lineage: Eukaryota; Fungi; Glomeromycota; Glomeromycetes; Glomerales; Glomeraceae.
UUACCACUAAAAAUAUGGAAAGAGCUCUUUUUUAAGUAAUUCUUUUGAAUAUUUGAAAAUUUACGUGAAGUUUUUCUGUUACUAAAUCGUAAGAAAACUAAUAUAUCAAGCUGUGUAUGAAUGCUGAAAUAUAACUGACUGGUUUACUUUUCACAUACUUAGGCCUUCAGAACAUUUCUCGAGUGACAUGUGCAUUCCUCUUCUGCACCGAAUAACAUAAUUAUGCUAAUUAAAGUUAUAUACCAUAUUUUUUCACACGAUUAUUAUUUUGGAUAAAUUAAACCAGCAUUUUUCAAAUUUUCGAGUUAAUACAUGUACGAGCAUCCAGUUGUUAAUCAUUGCUUAAUUAAUAAUGCAACCAAUUUAAUAUAAAUAGCAACUAAGUUUCAAGCAAAAUAAAACACCGUUGGAAAAUGUUCAUAGGAAUUGCUGGACCAAUUUGUUCUGGAAAACAUUCUAUCGCAAAGUGGCUUGUUACAACUCGCGGUUUUACAUUACUUUCACUUAAAGGCACUGAACAUUAUGGUUUUAACGCGUUACAUUUUAAUACUCCAAAAGACUUAUUAUUUUAUGUUACGAAGAAUUGGAUAGAUAACUUUGUGACUUGUGAUAUUGAUAACCAUAAAAUUCUCGAAUUAUAUAGGAAACGACCAUUCUUCUUAUUGUUGGCUGUAGACAGUCCUAUAACAAUGCGUUAUCAACGAUGCAUUUUUCGUUGUCGAGAAUUCGGACUAACUGAACCAACAUUGGAUGAAUUUAUUAUUGCAAGUGAUCAAAAUUUAUUCAAUGCUAACGCCCCAAGUAAUGAAUUCUCAUUAUCAAUUACACAAGAACGAGAAACAUCGAUGGCAUCAGAUGAAGAUGAUGAUUAUAAUACUGCUACAUCAAUAUAUGAAAUAAUGUCACUUGCAGAUAUAUGUAUAGCUAAUUCGUACUUGUCGUUACCACCUCUUUAUUCUUACCUUCUUAAUAUAAAUAUUACAGAUCCAGAUCGAUUAAGACCAACAUGGGACACUUACUUUAUGCAUCUAUCUGAUUUAGCAGCUUCUAGAUCUAACUGUAUGAAACGUAAAGUUGGCUGUAUAUUGGUGAAAAAUCGUAGAGUUAUAGCAACAGGUUAUAAUGGAACGGCAAAAGGACUAAAAAAUUGUAAUGAAGGUGGAUGUGAACGUUGUAAUGAUGCUUUACCAUGUGGAAAAGAUUUAGAUUAUUGUCUUUGUCUUCAUGCAGAAGAAAACGCGUUAUUAGAAGCGGGAAAAGAAAGAGUUGGCGAAGGAUGCAUUUUAUAUUGUAAUACAUGUCCUUGCAUAAGAUGUUCGAUUAAACUAAUUCAAAUUGGAGUUACUGAAGUUGUUUACCAUCGAUCUUAUGGUAUGGAUGAAAAAGCCACAAACAUUCUUAAAGAAGCCGGUGUAAAAUUACGUCAGCAUUCACCCCCAAGUAAAAUUUCUUCGUUAGAGAAAAAAGAUAUUAUAAACAUUGAACCAAUGGAACAAGUGUAAUAUGACUCAUUCAAUAAAUAGAUAUGUUACUGCUAAUAGUUAAUUUUAAUAUAAUUUCCCUUUUUAUGUAUAGUAAUAUAAAAUGAACAUGCUUCCGUGUUUGGCUUCCUAAUUCUAAAUAAAUUAAUCUGUGCGAUGUAAAUUUGUAUAACAUUAUUCAAAGUA